This is a messenger RNA of Bubalus bubalis (water buffalo), 12210 nucleotides long. It is a transcript of the gene GLI3, whose product is annotated as GLI family zinc finger 3. The transcript has 14 exons. NCBI's taxonomy places the organism in Eukaryota, Metazoa, Chordata, Mammalia, Artiodactyla, Bovidae. The record is from RefSeq and is a predicted model, not a curated record. Gene Ontology annotation, biological process: smoothened signaling pathway; regulation of transcription by RNA polymerase II. The coding region runs from base 4300 to 8886 and encodes 1528 amino acids. Gene Ontology annotation, molecular function: DNA-binding transcription factor activity, RNA polymerase II-specific; RNA polymerase II cis-regulatory region sequence-specific DNA binding. Gene Ontology annotation, cellular component: nucleus.
CAUUCAGAAGUAUGGCCAGUGGAUGCUGUCACACACAGAGAUUUCUUUCCCUGCUUGCCUUUAAAGGAAGAGGGAGAAUUCCCUGGAAGUCCGGUGGAUAAGACUCUGUGCAUCCACUGCAGGAGACGUGGGUUUGAUUCCUGGUCGGGGAACAAAAAUCCCCCAAGUAUGGCAGGACUGGGGGCAGGGUGAGCUCCAGGGCAGUAGGCUUGGUCCCGUGGGAGGAGGCAGCCACAGCGGCUGUCAGCUCACGUGAGCCUCGUGAGCAGACAUUCCACCAUGUCUCUUAUGAUUGUGGGUUGUGGAUGUCACUAUGGGUGGUUAACUGCUUAGGCUGUAGGUGCAAAGCAAGGAAGAGAGACUCUUCAUUCUUUGCUUUUAAAAGACUCAAACCGAGUUCUCAAAGAACUCUCUAAUACCUAAAUGUUCCUGAGACUGUUACUCGCAGAUAGGCAUAAAUGUGCUAUUAAGUGGAAGGGAAAAAAAAUGGGGCCCUCCUGAGAAUUUAUUGUACUGCCUUUGAUGUCACUAAUUAACUCACUCUGUGUAAGCAGUGACUAGUAACUAAUAGCAGGCUAAUAGAAGAAGCUUCAUGACAUUUUAGAAUUCUUAAAGCUAGGAAAGGUCUUCUUGAGCUCAUGGAAAAUUAGGAAGAUCUCCGAUUUACAGGACGGUUUGCUGGGCCCUCAGGGGCCUGUUUUGUUGUUUGUUGUUGUUGUUGUUUUCCUCUUCCCAGGUACAGGUGGGGCUUGGCUACUGCUUUGUCUAAAACUUUGAAAGCUGGUUAGUAAAGUUGGGUUUGUGCUGGGCCAAGUCAUAGUGUUAACACCCAGAAGCAUCCUUCCCGAGGUGGGCAGGGGUGUGGACCUCUGAUUGGUGUGGGUUCAGAGAGAGGCGAGGCAAGAGGAUGUAAACCCUAUAGGGCAUGCCUGGUGAGGCCUCAGACAUGAAGCUUGUGUGAUCGACCCCUGAUUUUCCAGAUGGCAAGGAGCCCCUAAUUUUUGAAAAGGCAAGAGGCUGCUUGCUGCAGACCCUGGGAGCUCCCUGCUCCCGGAACUCACGGCAGUGUCAGGUUUUGCCCUUCAGUUUAUCUAAAUUCUUGUCUUACUCUCUCUCCACUCUUUCUAUCCCAGGAGCCCCUUUUAAAGCUGUGUGAAGCUCUGUAAGCUGAGUAGUAGGGAGUGAGGCCAGAAAUUGCCUUGGGUUUAGUCCUGUUCUUGGGAGCAAAUAGUUUCUGGUGAAGGGCUGGUGGGAUACUGGUGGGUCAGUCUGGACUAUGUUUUGUUCUUUGGCAAAAAGAACUCUAGAAAUGUGAAAAAAAAAAAAGAUUGUGGUACUCCUACUGCUGGGAUGGAGGGCAUUUUCUACUUCUCUGCUUUCCCCUUGCGAUCUCCUCAUUGAUGGAAGAAGUCAGAGAGAGCUACCCGUUAAUUCUUGAGCCCAUGAUCUUUGAGAAAGGAUUGCCACUUGAAUUUCUCCAAAGCUUCAAAUCCCCCAGCCGCCCUCUCGCGUAGCAGGCCCUGCAGUCGGUUUAAAGGUUGCAGACAAAGCAGAGAGCGCUCUCCGAUCCAUCUGGGCCACUCCCUCUGUCAUCAGUCAUUGUCAAUGGGAGAUGUAUGUGUAGCCGCACAAGGGCGAUGUCUGACCCCAAGGGCAUUGGAAAUGUUCUUAGAGAAGGCAUUGUUUGCUCCUCCCUUUGGAAGCCAGACUCUAAGAUUCCAGGGAGCAGCUUCUGGCUUAGGCAUCUCUGCAGUCAGGAUGGAAAGGGUCAAGAUUCUGCUUCUAAAAACUACAGACACUACCCCCCCCCACCCCACGCCCGCCGCCUCCCCGCCACUUUCUGGCAUAAUUCUACAAACCUUGUGAAUGUACUUAGCCUCUUCUCUUUCGUUUCUGAUCUCUCUUUGGGCAAAGUCUUAGAGAAAAUUCUGAAACAAGGAGGCGAGGCGUUGGGUUCCAUUGGUUUUUUUAUUCAAAGAACAUCAGAAAGUAAAUAACCACAGAAAUAAAAGCUGACAAGAUGCAACCAAUGCAUAAUAAGAUAACAUGAAAUAAUGCUCUUUCCAAACACAGCCAAGCAAUUUCCUGGGGGAAAAGCAGAAAAUGAUGUUCUGUUUCUUCCUUAGAAGAGAGGAAGGUGGGGCUCCAGGCUUGUGGGAGCACACUAAAACCUGCAGUAACACACAGAUGCCAUUGGUCGAGCCUCAGCGUGCGACAGUAUGUAUGUGUGUGAGUGAGUGUGUGUGUGUGAGUGAGUGUGUGUGUGUUUGUGCGCGCGCACACAGCCUGUGUAAGGCAUGCGCCUGUCCUCAUACCUGUGGGGAUAAGAUGCUCCAGGGUACUAAGACCCUGAAGUUGGAUGUCCCACCAUGGAUUUGUCCCUGGGGCCCUCUGGGUUUUUCCCAGAAGUGGUUGUUUGUUGACAAAAACUUAUUUGGAGAGUAUCAAGAAUUUGAAAAUGUCAGAUCAUCAAAAUGUAAUUACUCUCCUCCCUUCCUUUAACUGAUGGUUGUGGGGGUGGAGGCUGAGACUGCACACAAGCCACAGGUAUCAUUCGCCAAACCUGCCUGGGAGCAGACCUCUUCUCAUGUUAACAGGACUUGGUGGCCUAUCAAAGGUGUGAUUAGGGUCUAUAAGGGACAUGGUUGCAUAGUUUUGAUCAGGAAACUGGCCCUAAUGCCUUGUCCUGCUGUAACAUCGGGUUCUGGUGAGGAGCAAGUGAGAAGAUACAAAUGAUAAAGCGAUCUGUGGCAGAAACGGAUUAUUUCUUAAGAAAGGGGAUUGACGUUUGCCGGUGAGGGGUCAGGAAUAGCCCUCCGCGUGUUGAUUGAUUGAGGCUCACACCUAUGUUUUGAUCCAUUUGUAGAUGACUUGAUGAUAUCAUUCAGUUUGGAAAUGAUGAGGUUUCACAAACUCAGACCUUAUUAAACACGGAAAUAUUAUUUUCUUGUUUGAAUCCUAUUCUGUUUGAAAUCUGAGUAUCCACUCUUUUUUUUUUCCUCCUCAACAUUUUGUGGCCUCCGCCCCUCCUCCCAGCCUCCCUGCCUUUUGGGCUCACCGAAAUUUGAGUGCCACUUUUCUGGGAAAGCCUGAUAUUCUGACUUCAGUUUUGUAAUUUAAUGAUGGAGAGUUUCCUUAGUAAACCAAAUUUAGAGUCCUAGAAUGCUUAUCUUAUAUCCAGACCUUGAACAUAAAAGGCAUUUUAUACCCGCAAUUGUUCAUUUAAUGAGCAAUUGCAGAGUGCAGGCCGGUUAAGGGAUUGAGCUAUAUGCACUAUUAUUGCAAGAAGUAUUCCGAAAUACCAGAAAUAGGACGUAAGCUCUGAUCAGGGAGACUGCGAGCACAAUUACCUUCUUUUCAAAUCCUUCUGUGACACUGCGGGAGGAAAAAGGACUUUGAAACUUGAAAGGAAAGAGCUUGCUUUCAACCUCAAAAGCUAGGAGGAAAGGGCUCUGAAAUUUGCUCUGAAUUCCCAAUUCACCAUUAGCCUGUUUCUUCCUUUAGCCUCAAGGCAUUCUCCGCUUUUUGAAAAGAUGUUAAGAAAUUCAGUCACAAUAGAGAGCCUAGUUCUGAACGUGUUUCACUCGGUCCAUUGAGGUCUGGGCUCCAGCCUUUGUGUGGAGUGAAUUGAGCUGAGCGGCUAGCUGGUUGCAGAGAGGUGAAUGAACAGUCGCUGUGCAGUGGCAAAUUCUGGCAAAGAAAGAAGCGCCCCCUCUUCCUUUAUUUUCCAAUAUGCAUUCCUGUACAACCCCGCUAGUGGCCAUAUGUGGCGUCGAGCCUGUUCUUAAGUCAAUACGGGGUCCUUGGUUUAUUGCAACUCUUGUUAAGUUUGUCUUGUAAUUGAAGCUGCUGUUGACCUUGCUUGGGGACCGUUUGUAAAACCGUUUAUUUAGCAUAAACUGAAAUAAUAAACCCUCCUUCUCUGGGGCUGAUUGUGAUAGGGUGACAUUAGUUUGAUUUAAUGAUUAGCCAGCCUGACCCUUCUGCUGGAGAGAGUGCCUUGAAUAGAGAGAGUUCACUCGGAAGCACUCAGAAAGAAUACUAAUGAGCUUGUUAAAUUUAGCAUGGCUCCAACCACUUUUAAUUCCUCUAAUGGGAGCAAGCACUGCCUGGGAGAGGGAGAGGGCCAGGGUGCAGGGAGGCAGGGAGACACCGAGAAUAUUCCUAGCAGGUCUGCACUGCUAGAGAAAGCCCAGCAGAAAGAGAAGUUUGCAGAAAGUAGCUAGCCAGAGCCUGGGACUGAGUUAGGAUGAAAGUCCUGGACAGACCUAUCACAGAGAGAGAAGAAACGCAGUCACUAUGCAGCCACAGAUUGCCCCGGGGCUCAGCAAGAUCAGCGAGGAGCCUUCAACAUCCAGCGACGAGAGGGCCUCGCUGAUCAAGAAGGAGAUCCAUGGGUCCUUGCCCCACCUGGCCGAGCCCUCUGUCCCCUACCGCGGGGCUGUGUUUGCUAUGGACCCCAGGAAUGGCUACAUGGAGCCUCACUAUCACCCUCCUCAUCUCUUUCCUGCAUUCCAUCCUCCUGUACCAAUUGAUGCCAGACACCACGAGGGCCGUUACCAUUAUGAUCCAUCUCCGAUCCCUCCGUUGCAUGUGCCUUCUGCCUUAUCUAGUAGCCCCACGUAUUCUGACCUGCCCUUCAUCAGGAUCUCCCCACAUCGGAACCCUGCUGCAGCUUCCGAAUCCCCCUUCAGCCCCCCGCAUCCCUACAUCAACCCCUACAUGGACUACAUCCGGUCCCUGCACAGCAGCCCAUCCCUCUCCAUGAUCUCGGCCGCUCGUGGGCUGAGCCCCACAGAUGCUCCCCACGCCGGAGUCAGCCCAGCAGAAUACUAUCAUCAGAUGGCCCUGUUAGCCGGCCAGCGCAGCCCCUAUGCAGACAUCAUUCCCUCUGCUGCCACCGCCGGCGCAGGGGCCAUCCACAUGGAGUAUCUUCAUGCCAUGGAUAGCACCAGAUUCCCCAGCCCUAGGCUGUCAGCCCGGCCGAGCCGAAAACGUACACUCUCCAUAUCGCCUCUGUCCGAUCAUAGCUUUGACCUUCAGACCAUGAUAAGGACAUCUCCCAACUCCUUGGUCACGAUUCUCAAUAAUUCCCGCAGCAGCUCUUCAGCAAGUGGCUCCUAUGGCCACUUAUCUGCAAGUGCAAUCAGCCCUGCCCUGAGCUUCACCUACCCUUCGGCGCCCGUGUCCCUCCACAUGCAUCAGCAGAUCCUAAGCCGACAACAGAGCUUAGGCUCAGCCUUUGGACACAGCCCUCCGCUCAUCCACCCCGCCCCAACUUUCCCGACCCAGAGGCCUAUUCCCGGGAUCCCUACAGUUCUGAACCCCGUCCAGGUCAGCUCCGGCCCUUCCGAGUCCUCACAGAACAAGCCCACGAGUGAGUCUGCAGUGAGCAGUACGGGGGACCUGGUGCACAACAAACGCUCCAAGAUCAAACCAGAUGAAGACCUCCCCAGCCCAGGGCCACGGGGCCAGCAGGAACAGCCAGAAGGAACAACCCUGGUGAAGGAGGAAGGGGACAAAGAUGAAAGCAAACAGGAGCCCGAAGUCAUCUACGAGACAAACUGCCACUGGGAAGGCUGUUCUCGAGAGUUCGACACCCAGGAGCAGCUGGUGCAUCAUAUAAAUAAUGACCACAUCCAUGGAGAGAAGAAGGAGUUUGUGUGCCGGUGGCUCGACUGCUCCAGAGAACAGAAACCCUUCAAAGCCCAGUAUAUGCUGGUGGUACACAUGCGCAGGCACACGGGGGAGAAGCCUCACAAAUGCACGUUUGAAGGUUGCACAAAGGCCUACUCGAGACUCGAAAACUUGAAAACACACUUGAGAUCUCACACUGGAGAGAAACCAUAUGUCUGUGAGCACGAAGGAUGCAACAAGGCUUUCUCUAAUGCCUCCGAUCGCGCCAAGCACCAGAACAGGACACAUUCCAACGAGAAACCAUAUGUGUGCAAAAUCCCCGGCUGCACCAAGCGCUACACAGACCCCAGCUCCCUCCGGAAACACGUGAAGACUGUGCACGGCCCAGAGGCUCAUGUCACCAAGAAGCAGCGAGGGGACGUGCAUCCCCGGCCCCCGCCCCCGCGAGAUUCCGGCGGCCACUCACAGUCUAGGUCACCUGGCCGGCAGACUCAGGGAGCCCUCGGGGAGCAGAAGGACCUCAGCAACACUACCUCAAAGCGGGAAGAAUGCCUCCAAGUGAAAACGGUCAAGGCGGAGAAGCCCAUGACAUCUCAGCCAAGCCCUGGUGGUCAGUCUUCAUGCAGCAGCCAACAGUCCCCCAUCAGCAACUAUUCCAACAGUGGGCUCGAGCUUCCUCUGACCGAUGGAGGUGGUGUGGGCGACCUCAGUGCCAUCGAUGAAACCCCAAUCAUGGACUCGACCAUUUCCACUGCAACCACGGCCCUCGCUUUGCAAGCCCGGAGGAACCCAGCAGGGACCAAAUGGAUGGAGCACGUCAAACUAGAAAGGCUCAAACAAGUGAAUGGAAUGCUUCCACGACUGAACCCCAUUCUACCCCCUAAAGCCCCUGCAGUCUCUCCUCUCAUAGGAAACGGCACACAGCCCAGUACCAGCUGCAGUCUGGGCGGGCCCAUGCCCCUCCUCCCGAACAGAAGCGACCUGUCUGGGGUGGACAUCACCAUGUUGAACAUGCUCAACCGGAGAGACAGCAGCACCAGCACCGUCAGCUCCGCCUACCUGAGCAGCCGCCGCUCCUCUGGCAUCUCGCCCUGCUUCUCCAGCCGCCGGUCCAGCGAGGCGUCCCAGGCCGAGGGGCGACCCCAGAACGUGAGCGUGGCCGACUCUUACGACCCCAUCUCCACCGACGCCUCUCGCAGGUCCAGCGAGGCCAGCCAGGGCGACGGUCUGCCCAGCCUGCUCAGCCUCACUCCCGCCCAGCAGUACCGCCUGAAAGCCAAGUACGCCGCCGCCACGGGCGGCCCCCCGCCCACCCCGCUGCCCAACAUGGAGAGGAUGAGCCUCAAGACCCGGAUGGCCCUGUUGGGAGAUGGCAGGGAGCCGGCGGGGACCCUGCCUCCCGUGCAUCCUCCUCGGAGAUGCAGCGACGGCGGGGCCCACGGUUACGGCCGGCGCCCACUGCUGCCCCAGGAUGCGCUGGGCAACGGCGUGAGAAGAGCCAGCGACCCGGUGAGGACGGUUUCGGAGAGCCUCUCUCUGCCCCGGGUACAGCGGUUCAACAGCCUUAACAGCUUCAACCCUCCGGUGUUGCCUCCAUCCCUGGAAAAGCGCAACCUUGUGCUUCAGAACUACACGCGGCCCGAUGGGGGCCAGGCCCGCCACUUCCACUCCUCUCCCUGUCCCCCGAGCAUCACUGAGAAUGUCACCCUGGAGUCCCUGACCAUGGACGCCGACGUGAGCCUGAACGAUGAGGACCUCCUGCCCGAUGAUGUGGUGCAGUAUUUAAAUUCCCAGAACCCAGCCGGGUAUGAGCAGCACUUCCCAGGCACCUUCUCUGAUGACAGCAAAGUGCCCCAAGGCUUAGGGAGUGGACCCGGGGACUUUGACCCACUGGGGCUGCCCGACAGCCACGCCAGCCACACCGGCAGCCAGCAGUACCGCAGCCUGGAGCAGCCCUGCCCCGAUGCCAGUAAAUCCGACCUGCCCAUUCAGUGGAACGAAGUCAGCUCCGGCAGCGCCGACCUGUCCUCCUCCAAGCUGAAAUGCGGCCAGCGGUCCAUGGGGCAGCAGGCCCGGGCCUUCGGGUCGUACAGCCACAUGGGUGUUCACCCACAGAAUCCACUGAGGAGUGGGGCUGGCCCAGCUGGGGGGUAUCCAACCCUUGGGGAGCAUGCCAGCUCCUUCGGGGGCCCGGAACACUUAGUGAGCCACGGUGGCGGAGCUGGCACCAACGGGAAUGCCUUCCACGAACCACCCUAUAAGGCCCAGCAGUAUGGGAACUGCCUCAACAGGCAGCCUGGUGCCCCCGCCUUACUCGAUGGGGCCUGUGGCCCUGGGAUCCAGGCGGCAAAGCUGAAAAGCAUCACCAUGCAAGGGAGUGGGAGCCAUCUGGAUUUUGGCCUGUCGGUGGUGCCGAAUGAGUCAACCGGCAGCACGGUGAAUGGCAUACCCACCCCAGACCCCACAGGGCAGGGGUACCUGGCUCAGCAGCUCCUCGGUGACAGCACACACACCCAGGGGGCAGGCCGCUCGGGGCAGAACCUGCUGGGGCAGGCUAGUGCUACCUCACACAUCUAUCAAGGGCCGGAGAGCAGCCUGCCCGGGCCUCCCAGCAUCAGCGUGCAGCCGCCAAGCGUGGCAGCCGUCAGGGGCUACCAGCCAUGUGUUGGCUACGGGGGCAGCCGGCGCCAGGCUGGGCCAAGGGGUGGUCUCGCUCUGCAGCCAGGACAGUUUAGUGACCCGAGUCAGACCUGCAGGGUGAAUGGCAUCAAGAUGGAGAUGCCAGGACAGCCCCAUCAGCUCUGUUCGAAUGUGCAGAGUUACUCUGGUCAGUUCUAUGACCAAACCGUUGGCUUCGGUCAGCAAGACAUGAAAACUGGUUCCUUCUCCAUGUCAGAAGCCAACUGCCUGCUCCAGGGGGCCGGCGCCGAAAACUCUGAAUUACUCUCCCCAGGUGCUAACCAGGUGACAAGCACAGUUGACAGCCUUGACAGCCAUGAUCUGGAAGGGGUGCAGAUUGAUUUCGACGCUAUCAUAGACGACGGGGACCAUGCCAGCCUGAUGUCAGGAGCCCUGAGCCCAAGCAUUAUUCAGAACCUUUCUCAUAGCUCCUCCCGACUCACCACGCCGCGAGCCGCCCUCCCGUUCCCGCCUCUGUCUUUGAGCACCACCAACAUGGCAAUCGGGGACAUGAGCUCUCUGCUGACCUCCCUUGCGGAAGAAAGCAAAUUCCUUGCGGUUAUGCAGUAAGCAUUAGGGGAAAAAAACGACUGCCAAGAGACCUGAAACUUUAGGAGUUUAAAAGAUUAAACUGACCCUUUUUUGUUUGGCUGAGUUUUUUUAGUUCUGUAUGUAUUUUAGCGAUCUCAUCUCACCUAACUGGGAUGUGUUUCAAGUAUAUUCCUUUUAUGGAAAAGGACUCUGAAAAACCCUAAAGUAUUCUAGGGAGAAAUUGUCUUCCAUUUCAGUUUUGAAUCAGUAUUGUUACACUCAAAACAUCCUCUUAAAAGAAAACUGUAAGCCUGUUCCUCCCUCCCCCUUCUUUUUUUUAGUAAACCGGUGUAAAUGGUGAUGUGCGCGUUCUUUCUUUUCAGAGAGAGGGCAAGUGAAAGGAUUUGACGUGUCUCUCCGUUAUUCCAAGGAACUAGGAAGUUGGUGUGCUUGUGACUAAGGGGUUACACGUCCAGCGUUUUUCCAUUUUCCUUUACAUAUGCUCAAUGUUUGUUUUUGUGUUUUGUUUCUUUUGUUUUUGAAUUCCCACACUGGGCUCAGGAGUCGGAAGUUGGAGAGUGAAUUUGGGAAUCUUUUGUGGGUGUACUGUAGCCGAGGUAACAGGCUUUUGAGAAGCUCCCAACCCCCGUUCAGUUUGGGACAUGCUUCAGACAGAUACACACAAGUGGAAAUUCAGGGCUCCUGUGCAGAGGAGAUACAACUCUGUUUGCCCACAGUUGGGGCUUAAAAUUCUUCCUGUCCAUACAUGUGCUGGACAGGAAGGUGGGCACGUCUAUAUAUCAGUUCUCAGUUGUGGACCCUGCCUCCCCUCUCUGUCUGUCCAGGAGUGUUCAGCGCUGUUCCAGGGGGAGACAGGGAGGAGUGUUGGGCGACGCCCAGACACACUGUUACUUCCAUCUGUUCUGGUAAGAAGGUAGAUAUGUUAUAGAUUAAAGCUAUUGCAUAGAAUUUGGGAAAUAUUUGUGGGUUGGCAUAUUUGUUGAUUAGUUCCAUCUCUCUCCCCAUUUUCAUAGAUAACAGAAUAACUGAGAAUUGAUUAUAUCUAGUUUUGAGUAUAUAGGUACUUAAUCCCACAGCUGGCUAUGUUAUCAACAAUAUAUUAAUUCCACUAUAGCAAAAGAGUAUUUCUAUUCUAAGUGCCCUAUUUUAGGGGACUCAUGAAAUUUGGUUGUAAAAGAAAAGCUCAUAGACCAAGAUAUUUGGAAUAAAUUGCUUCAAACAUUUUCAGUAUUUAAAAACUCUAAGGACACAGUUUCAUAGCUGUGUGGAUACAUUCUUAACACUCUAUUACAUUAUGCAGCCAUUUAAGAAGCUAAGUCUUCUAUGCAGUUUGUCCUUAAGGUGGACUUAAGCUAGACUUUCAGAUGAAAAGGUUUAAAGACUUAAAAAGUGCAGCUACCCCCCGUGUGUACAGUUGCUACACAUAAAAGACAUACCAUGUGUGCACAGGGUAUGUGGACUAUCCAGCAUUUUACCUUUAAAAAGUAUGUAAACUAUGAAAAUACAACAUCAGCACUGCAGUCGACAUGUUGUAUUCUGCCCCAUUCAUCUUGGAGUUAGAUUUAUCCAAUGCGAUUCAUGAGUCCGUUAUGUGUUUUUUCCCCUUUCUGCCAUUUAAAUUAGUAGUGACAAAAAUCAAAUAAAAGUAUGAGAUAAUGGAAUAUUAGGACCAGCUCAUUUUUCUCAGGUUUAUGUUCUCUUAUUUGGACCAAGAAUCUCACGUGGGGUAAAAUUCCCCUCUGAAUUUUAGACUUUUGGGACUUUAGCUGAGACAGUUGGGUUUGCUUUCAACUAGAUGAAAGCAGAGGGGUAUUGAGGUCCUCCCGCUGUUCCCCAUGUGCAGCACCUUCUUUUAAAUCAAAGGAAGCAUCCCCUUUGGAACAGAGCCCCAAAUCAAAAGACAAGCAGUGAUCUGAGCUAGGAGAGUUGAGUCUCUAUCGCUCUUCAGUGGAAAAAUCGAGGCCUUUUCUGUAUUCUUCAAACGGGUCAUGAUCUGGUCACAGAAUCGGCAGUCCAGUUCCCUGAAUCUCAUAUCUAGCUGAACUCAAAGUCCCAAGGUCCUGGUCUGAGCUCGCCUGCUCUUGUGGCUUAACCGCCUUUCUGUCUUCCUCCUCCUGCACCGAGAGCCCUUCCCCACUAGAGUCCUUGGAUGUGCCCUGCAUUUCUCAGUUACCGUAGUUCCCAAAUCACCUUCGCUGUGCGUGGAAGGAUGGAUGGAGACUGAGAUGAGCAUGGUUGUCACCUUGCACCCUUGUUUUUUCCUUUGCUUUCUGGCGAUUCUUCUGGUUGUCCCCUAUCUUUUUCUUUCCAUACUUUGUUUUCCUUGCUCUGGCCUUCAGAUUUGCAGAAGACUCACUCACCUUUCAGCUCAGUAUUUGGUUUCUCUCAGUAUGAAAAUCUCAGAAGAAUGGAGAAGAGGAGAGGUGGGAGAGGAAAGUGUCCUUUUGAACGUGAUGGUCUGUUGCGAUAGUCAGUGAAGAAGAUCUUUUGGGGCCACUUCCAAGUGUUCUGUCUGGACGUGGAUUUCUGUACACUUAGAAUCUCCUGUGAUGGGACCCAUCCCCAGCCUCCAGUCUUCCCUCCACUUCUCUUGUCCCUUGCACUUGGGGAGAUAACACCAACUCACUAUGGUCAUAGCCUGCUUUUUAAUGCAGGCUAGUGCAUGGUACUUUUGUUUAGCACCUGUGUUAAACGUGUUUUUCCUUGUCAAUCCAUUUUGUUUUCUUCUCUAAAGAACUGAUCAGACCGCCCCUGCUCUUCACACAGUGGCUCACACUCUUGAGCCACAGAGUUUUGAUUCUUGCGAUGUAUGUGCCUUAUUUUACGUUAAUGUCUUCGAAGCGAGGGACCAGUUGGUGUUGCCCAAUCAGGGCUUGAGGCUGUGUGCUUGCCACCAGCCAAGAGGACCCGAUUGUAGCAGAGUCUGAGCUGUCUCGUAACCUGACUUCCCAUGUUGUUUUGAAUGCAUAGGAGGAUGUUCUCUUCUGACAAGUUACUGUUGUUGUGUAUCCUGCAAACGUGUAAGAUAAAAUACAAGUUCAUUGUUUUCACCUUUUUUAGAUUUUUUAAAAAAUAAAAUGUGUAACCCUUUUUUUAAAAGAAACAUGUGUAAAUACAUUUAAGUAUUGUAGGCAUAGUGUUUGGACGUGGCCGGCCCCGGGCCUUCCUCGGAUCAGCCUGCAGCCUGUGCGAUGCCCCCCACGCCCACCUCAAGCCUGGGGCUGCAGCGCCCCCAACAGAUGGACUCUACUUCUGCUUUCACAACCACUUAGUCUUUUUAUAACAAAGAAAAGGAACAAUGUUUCUUACAAUGUCAAUAAAAAAAAACUCUUUGUACUGAAA